GCGACGAGAACCAACAUGUAGAUGAAGAAGAACUUGAUGAUAUCGAUAAUGAUACGGCCGAGAGAAAUCUGUAGCGGACCCAAAUGCGGAGAGAUCGAGAACACGUGCACCGUCUUCAGAUAGCUGAAAAGACAUAACAAGAAGCACACAUUGCCCGGUUUGGCUAUGUCGUUGUGAUCGAUUUUAUAUCAGUUACAGCCGGUAGCUGCGCCCCACGGCUUUGUGUUCACCAUCGACGACAUUCCUGCCGGAGAAUUGAUGAGAAAAAUUUGUAUUCGGCUUUGGAGGAAAAGGGGCGAUGCAGGAAACCCAUCUAGAGGGGGGCCUAUCAAUUCACGUUCACCAACCGUGACAGAACGUGCAGCUAUAUAGUGUACAUCAAUGCUCAUGACUAGCCUACACUCAACCGACUCUUUUGUGGCUACUAGGCUUGACAUAAAAGACUUAAUAUCGAUCGAUAUCCCAGUAAGACGAGGGUCUUCCGACGAGGCCUUCCGUAGGAGAAUGUCUUCCCGUUAAACGUAGCAAUCGUCUACCACUGUGUUAAUGAUAGUGAUUGGUGUGAACCUCAGAGUCGAAUGAUGUACCUUUUGGAAAUUAUCAAUGUUUCGACUAUCUGCUGAUUUGUCAAUGAAUCCCAGCUAUCAUCUCAUUAUUUUAAAGCCAUAGCAGUGCCAAAACCGCUUAAAGAGCAAUGGAACAACCACUACAAUACCACGAAUAGGAAAAUUAAUCAAACACUUUGAUGGAAUGCAUUUCCUGAUGGCGUCUAAAUCUCACUACGAUUGUGCCUGAACAGGACCGAAGAAGCUGAAUUGGCGAAAAAUUGGCGGUUGGACAGUCACUUGUUUACAUUAAGAUUUAUACGAUAGAUUCGGUAUUAUUCCGUCUGAAGUACGAACAACAAAGUUCGCCUUAAUCUCCCGUUAGCCUUGGUGAAUAGGAGAGUUCAGCUAGUCACGCCCACUAUAUGCUCUCGACAUUCUGGUCGCCAAUUCAAUGGCCUCGUCCGACAAUACAAAAGCGGUGACGUGCGCAUACUUUUUACAGACAAAGAAAAGAUAUUGCCGCAUGUCGGUUAAACCGGGACGGAAGUUCUGCGGGGAACACGCGUCAUUGGAUGCUGCGAACCAAGUCUGUCCUACUUCCGCUGCUAAAUAUGCACGAACGCCCUGUCCAUACGAUCCAAAUCAUUCAUGUUUUGUAUCACAAUUGGCGAAGCACAUGGAGAAGUGUAACUCGAAACCCAAACCGCUGCCGGAAUACAUAAAGGAAAACAUUAAUGUCAUUGACAACAAUGAGGAGAUCAAAGUCAACCUUGGAACUUUGUCAGACGAAGAACUACUAGCCAUCAUUGCCAGGGUUUCCAAGAUCCAUUCAGAAUAUGUUGGAGAACUGCCAGUGUCUGUUGGGCGUCAUCCAGUGCUAGAAACUACACUUGCUUCGCUGACGGAGAGUCGAGGAAGUUGGCGUCACGUCUUCCAAAGCUCUUCCAUCCUUUACAAUAUGGCCGAAGUUGGUGUUUUGACGUCUGGGGAAACGAGAAGCACAUAUGUCGAAUUUGGCUCAGGCAGAGGGCAGUUGAGUUACGCGGUAGGUCAGGCCGUUGACCUGGAAACGGAUGCUUUGCUGAUGAUCGACAAGUCUUCACCCAGGCACAAGCACGACAACCGGUACAAGGUGGACGGUGAAAGCCAUGCUUCCAUCCACCGAGUGCGAGCAGACAUUGCUGACGUGGAUUUGGGACAGGUACCGCUCGUUCGCAACGACACAAGAAGACUUGUCGGAAUCGGCAAACACUUGUGUGGAGCAGCGACAGAUUUAGCGUUAAAUUGCCUCUAUAGAGCCAAUAAUCCGAAUGGAUUGGUACAGGGAGUUUGCAUAGCUCUUUGCUGCCAUCAUCAGUGCACCUGGCGACACUACGUCGGGAAAGCAUUCUUCAAGGAAUUAAAUCUGAGCCAGACGGAUUUUGCUAUCUUGAGAGCCAUGACGAGCUGGGCAGUAUGUGGAUCACGUCAGGCAAAAGAACACAGUGAGGCUGUUCAAGAUAACGAAGUCAAAACCAGCAUUUUACCCGGAAGAUACGCAGCCAUGGGUUUGGAUAUCGAACGCAGGGAAAAUAUCGGACGUCAGUGCAAACAAAUCAUUGACCGUGGCCGAGUCGAAUUUCUGUCUUCGUGGCCACUUCAGGCCAAGCUUUUGUACUACGUCGAGCCGGACAUUUCUCCUGAGAAUGUUCUCUUGCUUGCGCAUGCUUCGUAAAGUCAAUUUUUUAGAGGUGGAACGGGCAGCGGAUAGGUUUGACUUCGCUGGAAGGACGAAUUGCGGCAGCAUGUGCAAGUCUUGUUCAACAUUUUUGCAAACGCUCGUCGGAAAUUGGCGUUGCAAAGCGGAUAAAGGACCGGAUUGAGGGUAGAAUUGAUGUAGCCUAGCCAGAGAGUGAUUUUGAAUAGCGUGUCGCCGAUGCAGUCCGGGCAAACGGCCACGACGAGGAACACUAUAAAGUAAGGCAGCCAGCAAACCAUGAAGGCGCACACAAUGACGCCCAGUUGGCGAGCAGCUUUUCUUUCUUUUUGCGAAAUCAGCACAGAUGGAAUGGCUGUAGCUGCGAUUCCACCCUGAUGGUUGUUGGACUUUGUAGACUGUCUGCAAACUUGUUGUUGUUGUCGUCUGUUGCUAACUUUUUCGCUGUCUAAUCGAUGUCUACUAGAUCGACGAUCUACGACGUCGUCCACAUACUCAACCUUGACUUGCACGUCGAUGUAAUGAGUCGUACUCUGCUUCGCACUGUCCAAUCCCCCGUCACUUCCGUGCAGUUCCAUUAAUGUCAAACUUUCGUAAAAAUCUAAUAUUGAACGGUCGGCA
Molecule: messenger RNA, 2865 nt
Organism: Daphnia magna
Lineage: Eukaryota; Metazoa; Arthropoda; Branchiopoda; Diplostraca; Daphniidae
Product: tRNA:m(4)X modification enzyme TRM13 homolog
Exons: 13
Coding region: 1000-2262 (420 amino acids)
Biological process (GO): tRNA methylation
Source: RefSeq, a predicted model, not a curated record